Messenger RNA from Calidris pugnax (ruff), 7642 nucleotides. It is a transcript of the gene DGKD, whose product is annotated as diacylglycerol kinase, delta 130kDa. Gene Ontology annotation, biological process: intracellular signal transduction; lipid phosphorylation; diacylglycerol metabolic process. The transcript has 28 exons. Gene Ontology annotation, molecular function: ATP-dependent diacylglycerol kinase activity; protein homodimerization activity; protein heterodimerization activity. Bases 278 to 3535 code for a protein of 1085 amino acids. Lineage: Eukaryota; Metazoa; Chordata; Aves; Charadriiformes; Scolopacidae. The record is from RefSeq and is a predicted model, not a curated record.
GUAGCUGAGAGCAAGCAGCCUGGACUCCCUGGCUGGGAAAAGGACAGCUUUUCGGGGGGAAGAUUGCUGUGACUUCUUUUGGACACAAGGAGAAGGCUUUAUUUUGUUGAUGUGACCCGUUAGAUUGAUCAUCGGUCUCAUCUAGACAGCCUUUCUCCCUCCGGUAGUAGCCUUCACCAGCUGGAUGGAUGUCUGGAGUAGAAAUUACUGGCUCAAGUAGGAGGAGAUUAUCACUCCAUGCCGGAAGCUCAUCCUUUGUGCUGAUAACAGGAAAGAGAUGGAAGAUUGGAUUGCAGCACUGAAGACUGUACAAAACCGUGAACAUUUUGAGUCUACCCAGUACAGCAUGGACCAUUUCUCAGGGAUGCAUAACUGGUACGCCUGCUCACACGCUCGGCCAACGUACUGCAACGUGUGUCGGGAGGCACUAUCUGGAGUCACGUCACAUGGGCUCUCAUGUGAAGUGUGCAAGUUUAAAGCCCACAAGCGGUGUGCUGUGCGGGCAACCAAUAAUUGCAAGUGGACAACUCUGGCCUCCAUUGGGAAGGAUAUCAUUGAGGAUGAAGAUGGGAUCUCGAUGCCACAUCAGUGGUUGGAAGGCAACCUGCCCGUGAGUGCCAAAUGCACUGUGUGUGAUAAAACCUGUGGCAGUGUCCUACGUUUGCAAGACUGGCGCUGCCUCUGGUGCAAAGCCAUGGUACACACAGCAUGUAAGGAGUUGUUGCCAAACAAGUGCCCUCUUGGGCUGUGCAAAGUGUCUGUCAUUCCUCCUACUGCUCUUAACAGCAUCGAUUCAGAUGGUUUCUGGAAAGCUACUUGUCCCCCUUCUUGCACAAGCCCUUUGUUGGUCUUUGUCAACUCAAAAAGCGGAGACAACCAAGGUGUCAAAUUCCUCCGAAGAUUCAAACAGCUGCUGAAUCCAGCCCAGGUCUUUGACCUCAUGAAUGGAGGACCUCACCUUGGUUUACGCUUAUUCCAGAAAUUUGACACUUUCCGGAUUCUAGUUUGCGGUGGGGACGGAAGCGUCGGCUGGGUUCUCUCCGAAAUUGAUAGCCUCAAUCUUCACAAGCAAUGCCAGUUGGGAGUCCUGCCCUUGGGCACAGGGAAUGACCUUGCCCGCGUGUUAGGCUGGGGCUCUGCUUGUGAUGAUGAUACCCAGCUCCCACAGAUCCUGGAAAAGCUGGAGAGGGCCAGUACCAAAAUGUUGGACAGGUGGAGCAUCAUGGUGUAUGAAACCAAACUCCCUCGCCAGGCUUCCACUUCCACAGUCACUGAAGAUUUCAGUGAGGAUUCUGAGGUGCAGAAGAUUCUCUUCUAUGAAGACUCUGUGGCUGCUCAUUUGUCCAAAAUUUUGACUUCUGACCAACACUCAGUGGUCAUCUCCUCAGCCAAGGUGCUUUGUGAGACUGUGAAGGAUUUUGUGGCUCGAGUAGGCAAAGCCUAUGAGAAAGCAACAGAAAGCUCAGAGGAAUCGGAGGUCAUGGCCAGGAAGUGCUCUGUCUUGAAGGAGAAGCUGGACUCAUUGCUGAAGACACUGAAUGAUGAAUCUCAAGCAUCUUCGUCUCUGCCAAACCCUCCUCCCACCAUCGCAGAGGAAACCGAAGACGGUGAUGGGUCAGGCAGUGCUUGUGACUCUUCGAGUGACCGGUCGGUGGGCUCGUCGUGUACUGCGCGGCCCCAGAUAUUUCGCCCCCGAGAACAGCUCAUGUUGAGAGCCAACAGCUUGAAAAAAGCCAUUCGUCAGAUAAUAGAGCACGCAGAAAAAGCUGUAGAUGAGCAGAACGCCCAGACCCAGGAGCAAGAGGGCUUCCUCCUUAGUCUCUCAGCCUCUGAAGAGGGCAAGGAGCUGAGGAACAAGGAUAAAAUCUCCCUGCAGUCAUCUCACAGCAGCAGCUAUGGAGUGUCCAAAGGGAGGAGCCAGCGGAAAGCCUCCAAGUCUCCUUGUGAAAGACUAAUAAACAAAGGAAGUUUGUCACUGGGCAGCUCUGCAUCUCUUCCUCCCCAGACAGGAAACCGGGACAACUUGCCAAUGCUGAACACAAAAAUCCUCUACCCAAAUAUCCGUGCUGGCAUGUCUGGUUCUUUGCCUGGGAGCUCUGUCAUCAGCCGAUUGUUGAUCCACGCUGAUCCCUUUAACUCUGAGCCUGAAAAUCUUGAAUGUUACACAGAGAAGUGUGUUAUGAAUAAUUACUUUGGAAUUGGACUGGAUGCAAAGAUUUCUUUGGACUUCAACAACAAACGUGAUGAGCACCCAGAGAAAUGCAGAAGUCGUACUAAAAACAUGAUGUGGUACGGAGUACUGGGGACCAAGGAGCUGCUACACAGAACAUAUAAAAACCUGGAGCAGAAGGUCUUGCUGGAGUGUGAUGGGAGGCCCAUCCCUUUGCCCAGUCUCCAGGGAAUCGCCGUGCUCAACAUUCCCAGCUACGCAGGAGGCACCAACUUCUGGGGAGGAACCAAGGAAGAUGAUACAUUUACAGCCCCCUCCUUCGAUGACAAGAUUUUGGAGGUGGUGGCAGUGUUUGGUAGCAUGCAGAUGGCAGUGUCACGAGUGAUAAACCUACAGCAUCACCGGAUUGCACAGUGUCGGACGGUGAAGAUAGCAAUCCUGGGAGAAGAAGGAGUUCCUGUGCAAGUGGAUGGAGAAGCCUGGAUCCAGCCUCCAGGUUACAUUUGGAUUGUUCAUAAGAACAGAGCGCAGACCCUCACCCGAGACAGGGCAUUUGAGAGCACCCUGAAGUCCUGGGAGGACAAACAGAAGUGUGAGUUGUCCCGACCCUCCUCUUUCUCUCUGCAACCAGAGAUCAUGUCUGAAGAAGAAUCCACCCAGAUCAACCAGUUUGGUCAAGCUGCAGGUGCUCUGAUCCACAGCAUUCGGGAAAUAGCCCAAUCCUAUCAGGACAUGGAACAGGAGCUUGCCCAUGCUGUCAAUGCCAGCUCCAAGUCUAUGGACAAAGUCUACGCUAAAUCCAAGUCUACAGAGGGUCUGAACUGCAGCCUUGUUGUAGAGAUGGUGAAUAAUGUCAAAGCCCUGCAUAAUGAGACAGAGCUGCUGCUGGCGGGCAAGAUGGCACUGCAAUUAGAUCCUCCACAGAAGGAGCAGCUCCAAGCAGCUCUGGCAGACAUGGACCUCCAGCUGAGGAAACUGGCGGACAUCCCUUGGCUGUGGCAGCUCGUGGAGCCCUGCGAUGAGGAGAACCAGAUGCUGGAUUAUUCUAAACGCAGCCGCAGUGGCAAAUUCCGGCUGGUGACCAAGUUUAAAAAGGAGAAGAACAACAAAAAUAAGGAGACUCAUAGUAGCAUGGGAUUGCCGGUUCACCUCUGGGGAACGGAGGAGGUUGCGGCCUGGCUUGAGCAUCUCAGUCUCUGUGAGUAUAAGGAUAUCUUCAUCCGACAUGACGUCCGGGGCUCUGAGCUCCUGCACCUCGAACGGAGGGACCUCAAGGACCUGGGUGUGACCAAAGUGGGUCACAUGAAGAGGAUACUACACGGGAUCAAGGAGCUGAGCCGGAGUACUCCUGCCAGCGAGGUUUAGCCUCUGUUUUCACAGCCUGUGUCUACCAUUCCCCCUAACUGCACAGCAGUCACCUCACAGAGCAGAUGUGCUCGCAACUGUCUCUCUCCUGGACAGCCAAACUGGAGCUUUUCGGAGCUCAUAUCAACCCAGCAUGGUGCUACCUUUUUUCCUGUGGGGUACGGCUGCAUCCAGCCCAGAGGCACCUUAUCUGCGGUCAGCAGAGCCUCCCGCAAGAGAACUCACUUGCUGUUUGAAGAACCAUGUCCUCAGACGUGGGAAGUUCUGGUUCCAGUGACAGUGCAGGACUCCUGAGAAUUGCAACACAGCUACCUUUACUGGAUAACUUCAUCACAGUAGAAUUAUUCAGGGCAAAAGAUAUAUUGGCCAGUCUUCUUAGUUCAGGAGCAUCUUGACAGUCUUUUCAGACCCAAAACUUUCCCGCUCACCUGUGUGUCACACCUGUAUCUUAGAGCAUUUAAGGGGGACAAAGCUUUGUCUUUGUGUCUUACCAAUCCCUUUUUAAUGCAUUCACAUCAGAAAUUCAAAGCCAGUACAGACCUCUUGUCCACGAGUACCCAGUGAUUCUCACCCACUUAUGCCUUGCAACAAACAAUGCAUGUGGUUCAAACAGCGGUUCCACCAGCUCGUGGGGUCUUCCGCAGGGCCUGGCGCUCCUCUUCCAGCCAGUGGCAAUGGUACAACCUUCAGGUUUUCAGGCAUCACAAACAAUUGGUCAAAAAUUCCUGGCAGUAAGAAAAGACAAAAUCCUGGAGAGCCAAAAAGAUUGCAGGAGGUCAGCUCUGACACUCCCCCUUCUGAAUUGAUCUUCUGGAGACCGGAUGAAAGGCAAAGAAACAUUAACCAGCUGUUUGGGCUGUGCGAGAAGUGGAGUAACGGAGUGAGAAAUGGAACAAUUUGCUCCAUUUGGGGGGAGCAGCAUGACUGGCAACAGCCAGGAGUGGCUUCCUGCCCAUUCAGUGCCACCUUCGUGGCCACGGACAACAGAGCUGUUUCUUUAUUUCAACUUGCAGUGCAGAAAAUGAUUUCUGUCACAAAAGAGAAUGAUUUAUCUGUAGUGCUUGCAUCUUUUCGCCUGUCUUAGUUCUAGUGGCUUUUCCACCUUGCUUCUCUCUCUUGCUGCCUUGCUCCUUCGCUCCAAGGUGGACACCAAAAGAUUAGGGGGACUCCUCCUGGGUGGUACCCCUGAGUGAGAUACCGUGUGGUGUCAAACAUCAGGGCUCCUGUAAGAGCACUGCCAUAAGGAGGAUUGUCACUGAGCAGAUGAGCACCAUCACGAAAACUGGAGCAUGUUGGUAAAUUGCUUUUGGUACCACCGGCAGUGGAGCAUGGAGAAAUUAGUGCCUCUGAAUCAGAGUUCCUAGAUGGCCUUCAAAUUUCCACUGUAUUGCCUGACCCCAGUUGAAUGACUGUUAAAGCCCGAAGACCAGCAUGGGAAGCUAUAUUGCCAUGUUUAUCACUGCGAAGGGAACUCAGGAACAUUCAGUGCUGUAAAGCUGGAGAGACAGCAGGAAUUUUUAAUUACUUUGUCAUUUUGUAUGUAUUUAUUUUUUUUUUUAUUACUACAGAGUGGCGCCUUUCUGGCUGUGGCUGCAGACAGAAAAAUGGCCACAUACACAGUGGCAUAAAAGAUAAUUUCCUGAGGACAUCGUUCUUUUUUGUAAUUUGUAAGGAUUUUAUCACACUGACAUCAGCUCUCUCGUCUAACAGCAAUCAGUCCAGUUAUUUUAUGUAAAGACUUGUCAGCUUAAAAAGGUUAUGGGCUGAUUUCAUGCCGGGCAAACUCAAUUGCAUUCUUUAAGAUUUCACCCAGGAUUAUUCUGACUCUCCCUGUCUGUUUUUAACUGGUUGUCAUUCACCUACGUGUCUCCCCUCAGCCUAGCUCAUGAGAAAUUAACAGAAGAUUAAUCGUGCUUGGUCCAGAUAGCAAAAUUUCCCAUAUGAGUACCCUGAGGACUGAGCUUUGCCCUGAGUUUGUUUCUUCUAUCUAUACAUUGGCAAUUACUUCCAUAGCCAUAUUUUUUCUUUAUCAGUAUAGCAUCCCCUCACUGUAUUAAAUUCCUGAGAUAUCAAAUCAGUAAGAAUUGUAGACAUGCUGUAUUUUCCCACUUGCUCAUUGAGGCACAGAGCAGAGUCUGCACAAGAAUGAGGAGAACCCUUCACUAAGGAGAGCUCCAGGACACGACCACCCUUGCUGGUGACAAUGAGGUGCAGCCAGCUGCCUGUCCCCAGGAGUGUUAGGACAUUCACGGGCCUGCCCAGGAGAGCACAGUGGGAAGCACGAUGCAGAUGAUAACUCUGGAGAAGAGGGGAGAUCUGUGUUUGUGGUCAAGGAGCUGUUCUUGUUGUGAAGCUUCUCCAGGCAACCUCGUGGUUAAACGUGCAUGAACAAUAUGCACUUGCCUUGCAUCAUUCCUGGGGGAUUGAAUUCUUGCCUCAAUAGAAACAGCUCCUCUCCCUGCUUAGAGGAACAGGGGAAUCCAAAGAGUUUAUAGAUUCAGGCAUGUUCCUUAAUUCCUGCCAUAUCUGAGGAGGCAUUUCGGCCAUCAGCUAUGAGUGAUGAUUCUUGCACAGAGCAGUCUUCGUUUCUUUUAAUUUUAUGAUCUGUCACGUUGAUGGAUUCAAAUCCUUUUUGUGUACGUGCACAUUUUAUCCAAGGAUUCAUAGCCAGUAUAUUCUUAUCUAUUACUUCCCUUAGGCAGGGAGGGAGUUCUACCUUCUUUUAAGAGCUAGAAAAUGAGAUCCACAUUUAACCUGAGUGCCUUUGAAUUAUGUAUUAAGGUUUCUAUCUCACAGAAGGGUUGUAGCUCUAUGUGUCUCACUGGGAAUAAUGCAGAUUUCUGUUGCAGAGAUUUUGUGAAUAGAUGAGGACAAAUUGUGUCACACAUCAGUGAGAGCUGUCUGCAAAGUAGGGAGCCAGGCUGAAGCUCUGGCUACAUCAUUACAAGUUCCUCUUCUGGCAUCCGAUAAUUUUUCAUGGGAGAGAAACUCAGGAAAGACAAUUAGUAAAAAAAACUUUGCCAAAAAAAAAAAAAAGAGACUCUCCUGCAGUCUCAGGUAAAACACCAGCUUGAGAGAAGUGUUUUAAGAGACUGUUUAGUCUCUUAAAAAAUGCUAUUUGUGUGAAAGCCGUGCGGCACGUUCUGAUUAUCAUCCCCCAGCCUUGGCAGUGAUGCUGGGGCAGCGGCUGCAGUGAGCUGCAGUGUCUUCUGCUAGGAAGAGGUUUCAGCAUCUUAUCUCACAUUCUGGCACUGCCCCCAAUAUUUAACUUUAAUGGCAGAUUCUGGGGAAUAGCAUCCCCUGCCUUGCGGUGUUUGGGCUCAGUGGGAGCGCAUGCAAUGGAGACUUGAGGGAGGUUUGGCCCGUGGAGCAGCUCUCAGCAGCCUCCUGGAGGGCCAUUAGGGAUAAUUAAUGUCUUUCUGGUUUGGCUUGUGGCACCUGGGUGGUGAGAGGUGUCCUGGCCAGGCUGCCUGAGAGCCUCCAGCUCUGCUCAGGCCUUCAGUGCCAGCCCUGGAAACAUUUCUGCACCCGGAUGGUAUGGAAAGCUUUGUUCAUCGUUUUAGUAUUAUUUAAAAAUGUGCAUACUAUCUAUGUGAUUUAAAAAAAAAAAAAAAGACUGUUUACACAAAAUAUUUUGUAUCUUAAGAUGUGUGUACUGUAAAAAGGAAAAAAAAAAAAGGAAAGGAUGAAAAAUGAUGUUUUUCUACAGCUGUCAGCAGUGACUGCAUGUCUAUAUCAUCGUCCACCGACCGUUGUUCCUCAGGGGUCUCCCCGCCAUUCCUGUGAUCCUGUCAAAAAGCAUAAGGAAGCAAGUGAAUCCCUGUACAGUCUUGGGAAGAAGGUUUUGUGCCUUAAGAAUGGGACCUGCUUCCCUCCUAUUUAUUGUGUUAAUUUAUACAGUGAUUACCAUGGAAAUGUCUCUUGUAAUUUUUUUUCUGUACAUAGUUUACUGUUGAUUGUUGUAAAUAAGUUUUUUCUUGUAUAUAAAGUAAACCUGUUUCUGAGCUUCCAGUAAAGAUUCUCUGUUACUGAUUUUGUUGUGUGAGAGGGCUGCGGAGCCCGUCUGCUGGGAACCAGCUAAUAAAAAUCUGUGCUGUGAUAAAACGA